AUGGCUGAAGCAGACCCCGAAGUCAUUGUGGCCGUUGUGGCUCUCCUUGUGUCUCUGGUUGCUCUAGCAGCUACUUUCAUGCAGGUUAUGCAGCAAUACUAUGCCUCUGCUGCAGGAUACGCCCAAUGUAACGAGAAAGUAAUGGGCAGAUGGGCCCUUACAAAAACCCGUCGUUUCUCAUGGGACGAGCUUCGUUUCGAGGUCGAGUUCGAAGCACCCGUCAUAUUCGUUUCGCCUCCAGACAACAAGAACGGUCCUAUACAGGGAGCCGAGAUCUACUUCCUGGACGGCAGCGACGAAAGUCUCGACAACACUUGGUCCGAACUGGACAUCAACUUCAGAGAAGAAUAUGCAUUGAAGACGAAACGAGAGCGCAUUCACACUGCCGACAAUGAGCGAGCUUCCUGGACACUACUCCUCAGCGCAGUACAGCGCAUGGAAAACGAGUCGGACAAAUGGCAGAAGACCCAAUACGGAGAGAUGCACAAACAAAUUGGCCCUCCCAAUGCGCAGGAACAUAAGACCGAUCUUCCCACAGAGCCUCCGAGUUUGUACGAGGCGCAUACCAUGACAGUAGCUCUUCAGCGCAAACGCAAAAGCUGGGACACAAUGCCUGCAACCGUUCUCCGACCAUACGCGACAACAACUAUAUGCCAUCUAAUCGAAAUGCUGGCAGCCCUGGGUAUCUACUGGAAAGAGUUUGACCGAAGACGUGACCGCUACCGCGCCGAGGGCAAUGGGUUCAUGGUCCUUGGAGAAAAGGUCGCCGAUCUUGGUUUGAUGUUCACCUUUAGUGUUUACGGCAGGAGUCGCUUCGAGCACAACCGAGUCAUUCCUGUGGACCAAGUAAAGGAGCUGUGCUUCGGCUAUGUGUCCACCAUUUACAGCGUGACAUUGGACCAGCGACGUCUUCAGUUCCCAGAAGAUGACCCCGAAAACUUGGCUUUCCUCCAAUUGGCAACUCGCGGCGAGAUCUCGCAGACUUUGAUCAAAAUUGGAUGUAAUACCAAUGCUGUUCGUGCUUUCCAGGAUGCUGGCAAGCACACAUCACAUCUAUUUCCUGUGAUGGAGGCUUACUACGAGCUUGUUGGUGUAUCAUUGUCAGGAGCGCGCCGAAACCAAGUCAUUCUUGAUAAGACCAAGAAACAUAUCGAAAACAUUCUGGAUCACAACAAGGGUGGCAAUAUGGCGGAAAGAAUGUUGAUGCUCAAGGCUCUUCAUGAAGCAAUUGACGACUGCGAUCAAAUCCUGACGGCCAAGGAACCUGCUGGUGUCGUCACCCCCUUUGCUGAGCAGAUGGGCAUCAAAGUUCACGAGACCGAGGUCCAACAGAAGCGCCGAGAGAUGGUUCAAGAUGUUCUUCGAUCACACAUCCAAGAGGUUCUACGUCUUCUCAACGAUGGCGAGGACCGUUCAUCUGACGCGCAAUCUUUACAUGCUGAAUGGAGCCCAGCAGCAGCGCACCCUCGACCAGACGGACAACCUAGAGUGACUCCCCUUGGGUUCGAAGAUAUGCACGAAGCCAGCCCGGACGAGCGACAGCAUAAAUUUAUGGAAGUCUACUUCCAUGUAAUCCGCGAAAAGGUUGUCCCACGCGCUGCUCGCUCGACAGAUCGACGAACAAGCAUCGGCGGAGCCCCUCCAGGCCACGGUUUCCGAAGAGCAGGUACAGGUAGGACCCAAGCAAGCAGCAUGCGCGGUAUGGAACGAGGCUCGUCUCCACCACCGCCCAUGCCAGCACCUCGUCUACAAACAAGCGUGGAGAACAUACCGCUCAACACCAUGUCAAACGGCCGUCCCUCCAUGUCUAGCAGACCUGGCAGCGCCGUGAGCGAGGCUUAUUCACUGCUCAGUGAGACACCGAGAGGAAGGCUCGAGGGCGCUUUGUAUGAGCAGGAGGUGUCGCAUGACGAUGCUUGGUUCUUUGGAUGUAUAAAAGACGGCAAUCACAUUCCAUCUCAGGGGAACUAUACGCCAAGAACCCUCCAUCGGUCAACCCAGCCCCCGAUCGGAACACCCCCGCAUCGGCGCCCACCUCGAACUGGAAAUCCGGGUGUCGGGUAUGCCGAAGGCGACGGCGACGGCGCUGCCUUGUUGUUUCGGCUGACUAAGUAA
Messenger RNA from Fusarium graminearum PH-1, 2115 nucleotides. RefSeq lists its product as uncharacterized. The coding region runs from base 1 to 2115 and encodes 704 amino acids. NCBI's taxonomy places the organism in Eukaryota, Fungi, Ascomycota, Sordariomycetes, Hypocreales, Nectriaceae. The transcript has 4 exons. The record is from RefSeq and is a predicted model, not a curated record.